AUGAUUUCGGCCAACUUUGCAAUUGACAAGGGUCUUCCCGAGGUUUCGUUUCAGUUUAAUGAUACAAACCUUUAUAAGUCAAACAGGAAUGAUAAGCUGGAGCACAAAAUCUCUUCUGAUAUCACCAAAACUGGGCGAAUCCAAUCGGGAAUAGCCGUAUUCGAGUCGCAACGUUGCACGUUUGUUGAGGAUACAGGCACCUCGUAUGUUUCCAGAUUGCCUUUUAAUGUGGAAGCUGCAUGGCCACUCAGAUGUGGUGUCCUUUUGGAAAGACGUAUACUGUGCUCUGAAAGGUAUUCUGCUUGUCGCCAAACCCCAGUGUUGGGUGUCGGUCCGAGCAACUUGCUCAAUAGUCCUUUUCACGCAGCCAGUGUCUCUGUGGACUCUCCUUCAUUGUUUACUAUUUUUUUAAUGUCUCAUCCUCUUGAUGAAAUGAGUCCUGUUCUACUAAAGAUACCAGGUGCUAACGGUUCUUCGGCACGUAUGUGUUUUGCAAAUGAUGAAAACCAAAAAAUCGUGGGUAUCGUCGAUACCCUUGGUCUCGUUGUUAUUGUUAACAAAAAGUCAGGCUUUCAUUCGAUUUGGCGGCUUGAAAAGGCUCAGGUUGAGGAUUACGCCCAUCUUUAUUUGAUUGAUGAUGACGGCAGAAUCACUGUGGCUCCGGAAUCUUUAGCAGUGCCUCUCCAACUGGAUGUGGCUGCUCCCUCCACUCCGGCUGACUUGAAUCCAUCUAUAACUUCUUGCACGUUUCGUCAGACUACGCCUCUCCGACAUCGGUUUCAACACCUCUCUAUCGGCUCCUCUCCCUUUCUUAGCCCAUUUAGGGCCUCGUUGCAAAAGCUCAAAGAGAUGGCAAGGGCGCCCCUGUCUCAACCACGGGCUUCUAUCUUUACAGACUCGAACAGCGACGAUAGCAGUGAAAGUGUUCCAGACCUGGCUACAUCAACCUCUCAACCAGUUGACUUGGAUGAGCACAUUAGGCGUCUCUCUGCAGUUAGUUUUUUCCCGUCAAAGAGGAUUGUCGAUGAUACUCAUCAUUUGAUCACUCAAAGUAGCUUCCAGAACACGACUUUUGGGUCGGAGCCUCUCCAGUCUUUCCGAAAAAUUCGACGCAAUUCUAAAAGCGGCGGCUUGUUUAACAAUUCGCGAAGCAGGCACAAUUCAGUGAACCUCGGUUACUCCUCGAUUCCUGGCGUUUUCGCAACAUCCUCACAUCCUCAUUUUGAAUUUUCUCACGGAGGUGAUCUGGAGGGUGGUGCUCUCGGUGUCGACGAGCCGCUACUUCCCAAAGUUUGCCUAACCCUCAUUUGGACCGAAAAGUCCGAAGGACAAACUACCCUACGUCUGGACGAAACAUCCAGCCCACCUGUGCAUCCGCGUGUUGCAGCCUUAUCUUCCCGAUCCGCCGCCCGCCCCUCAUUACCUCAAGCGCAAAUACAAAUUAAACAGAAUGUGAAAGCUGGCCGAAGUUACCAAAUAACACCAAAGAUGGGUCCUCAAAGGCCGAAUGUCUUCUUGGUUAGGGACCUGAUUGAUCGAUUCUAUGUCUGCCUUCUCAGCGGAAACCAAAAACUCACAUGUCUAAGCCUCAAUGACGUCGAGCCUUUGAAAGAAAAUGAGCAACUAUCAGAUUCCUCUGUAUCAUAUCUUCCUGCUGUUGAUGCGGUUUAUGUUCCAGAAUCGAGAUUGACCGCGUGCUUGGAGCCAAACGGGUCGAUUAUUCUCUAUUCGGGUAUUACAAAGGUAUGCAUACUUGGAGUGAUCCCUGCAUUGGUAUCCCCAUUGCCAUCAUCAGCAGGAUUACACUCAGGCAAUCUUCGUCCACUUUCUGUUCGACCGCCUAAGUCCGAUGUCGAUGUGUCUUUGGCCAAGGCUAAAAUAGCGCGGUUGCUUUCACAAUUAAAUGAUGGAGGCCACGUCCCAGCUAUUUCAGAAUCCCAAUUACAUGCGAAUUUGGAAAUUACUACGUCACAUUUGUCUUCUGUGCCUGUGACUUCGUUGGGGACGAAGUCUGAUUCAACUUGGCGCUUGUGCCUGCCGACAGGGCACCAAUUUACGCUUGCGUUUAUGAAACAGGUUCAGGAAAGUAAUGAAGAGGGUUGUAAGAUCCGAUUUCAGGUUUUUGAAAGAGGACUGGAGAUACAUCUACCCCUUCUCGCAAACAUCACCCUUGUUCGUCAUUGUUUGGACGCUUUUCGAUUUGGUCUGCCAGGAGAGGUGGCUCUGUACCUUCUGUCUCGGUGGUUUUGCUAUCGAAAUCCCCCAAACGUCGACACUGGCACCUGUGAACUCGCCUCUUUUGCCCGAUUUCUCCUCAUUAUGUUCGGCCUUAUUUCCGAAAGUGAUUCUGUUCCCACCUCUCCUGUAGAAACUGAUACCGCAAACAUAAAGCGGCUAAGAGAGAAGACAGACAUCUCUUUAGAAACUCACGAGGACGAUGAUAUCAUCGGUGAACUGUUAAAGAGAUUGGAAGGUUCUCCCGUGGAUUUUGUUUCUGCAAUCCAAGGCAGGGAUUUAAUGCGAUGGCAGAUCUUGUGCCACCUACCAGAUGUGUUGUUCUGCCUCCACAUGGUCUUUGAGAUGCAACACGUUUUUUUCUGUGCACAUUUUUUGAACAAACUGUGUAAAUUAACCGUUAUCACGCCACCGCUUCCAUGCAGGUAUGCAAGGUUCUCCUCCUACGUCGAGUACUAUUCAAUGUCGGGUUUAUCUAGCCUAACUCCUGAUGACCUAUUCUCGAUCCCUCAAUUGCCUGCAGAAAUGAUGGAAUAUCUCCUCUGGUCAUCACAUGCUCGACUAGCCUAUCGGACGGUACCCUCUUUGAGUCGGUGGUACCUGUCGAUCCUGUCUGAGGAGAAUCCACCUGCUCCCUAUCUGUACCUUGCCGGUGUGAACGAUACAUCCGCUGCUCUAGCUACUCUUGUUUUAUGCACUCAACAGAGUGGAGUUAUAGGACAGGGUGUUGAUUCGCUCCGUCACAUCAUCAACCUUUGGACGGACAAAAUUGGUCUGAUCGGCUAUGAGAAAAGUCAGCUGGAGCAAAGUGAUACCUCUGAUAUCAUCAACGAGGCCUCAAAAAACCAAAUUCUCCUUGCCUUCAUGACUGCGUUUGUCAAGGCAGAAAUGGGAAAGUCCACUUCUGUGUCCAAAGGCGUUAUUUCCUACCAGCGGGCAGUUCUGUUUCUCAAUGAGCUAGGCAUUCCAUUGUCGAAGAAAUUGGCUCAGAUGCCAUCGGCCUACGCCAGUAUAAUUAAGACCACUCUGGUCAAAUGUCUGGCUCGUCCGCCCUCGAAUUGCUCGCCUGACAUCUAUCGCCUAAUUGGUCGUGUUGACAUGGCACGUCAAUUUGAAAUCAUGCAAAGCCCCAGUCCCUUGUCUAGCAGACGCAAACACACCUCCCACAUCUUAUGCUCUUCCCCUGUGGGUUCUCGUCAUACUGAUUGGCCUGAGAACAGUUGCAGCCAGGCUCUAAAUCCUGCUGAACGUUGGACCAGUCUUGUGCGUCCUCUCUUAUCCACUCCAAGUGCUGACAACGCUCCGAAUAGUUCUUAUGUUGGUAUGAUGGCCUCCAGACAUUUUCUGCUCACCACUCUGGAGAAUAGUUCCUCUUGUCAGGUUGCCUUCGAGGAUCUUCGUUUACAGGAAGCCUACAAGAUGCUACAAACCAGUAGUCAUAUUUGGCUUCCACGGAGCUGUACUGACGAGUCAGCAUUUGGGCCACAGCUGUUUCCUCAACCCAGCAACAGUAGUAGCGAGGCCUCCUUUCUCUUAAAUAUCGCCAAAGCGCGACUAGACAUGCACCUGGCAGCUGCCUGCCUGCGCACCUCAGCCCAGCCCUUGGGAAAGGGCAUGCUAGGCCUUGCCAGUCUAGUGGCUUCACCCCCACCUCUCUUGGUUGUGUACCCGCUGUGCCUCCGCGGCAGAGUUGUAGCUUCUUCCUCCUCCCUCUCUGCCCUUCCAAUGCAUCAAGACCUGGCUCGGGGCAGUUUGGUUGAGAACAGGCGUCCAACUGCCGACGUAACUACUGGCUUCGCUGCGUCCGACCACCCUGGCAAUGCCACUGCCCUCGCUAUCGUAGCAGCUGUUGUGGCCACUGGUUGCGCUGGUUCACUUAGGACCGCCUGCUCCCUAUCACGUCUUAUGAGCCCAACUGAUGCAAGCACGCUUGCCACUGCCGGCGCGGAGGGCGGAGGUGCAGUAGCACGCCAGUUGGUAACCACAGCCUCCAGCGCUGCGCUCUCUGCUGCCUCUGCUGUUUCCUCCAGCAACCUGCCUCACGCUCCUGCCGUAUUAGCUGCACAACACUGGCCAGAGUUUCAUAAUGGGGUGGCCGCUGGUCUCAUGAUCUCACCCCAUGCUUCGAUUGACGCCACGUGGAUUGUGCAGAACUGCAAGGCAAUUGCUCUCGGAGCUUCAACCUCUGCAGACGCUCUCAACUCCACACCUCCUUCUGCGUGUCCCUAUUCACCUACUGAAGCCGGCUUCCUCUUUGGUCUCGGCUUGAAUGGUCAUCUGAACAAACUCUCGCCUCACCAUAUCCGGGAGUUCACUAUUCAGGUGCAUGACCUCAACAAUGCUGCUGUUAUACUGGGUCUGUGUGCUGGUAAACGUGGAAGCAUGGACCAAGGUGUUCUGCGAUUGCUUGCUGUCCACUAUCGGCCUCUGUUGUUACCGGAGCCAGUUUUGGUGGACAUGAGCGUACCCUCAUUGUGUCAGGCUGCAGCUGCAUUUGGAUUGGGCCUCCUGUUCCAGGGUUCUGCUCAUCGACACAUUGCUAGCAUCCUGCUCACGGAGUUGGGUAGACCUCUGGGCUGCUCUCAAACGGGCACUGGUGCCAAUGCGGCUAUUUCUAACGACCUUGCAACAGUUGGUGGAGAGGUCACAAAUAACAACGAUCCUUCUGUUUCUGAUGUAAACGGUUUUAAUGAUCCCAAGGUAGCAACUGCUGGCGGUGCGGGUGGCUUUGCUGGCGAUAAUCGCGAACUUAUAUCUCUCUCCGCCGGCUUUGCUUUAGGCUUGGUCUUACUGCAACGGGGCGAUUCACCAUGUGGACUGUCAGAUCUAGCUGUUGCGAAAACGCUUUAUGCAUACAUGACGGGUGGGCGCAGAGACUCGAGUUUUUAUCAAAUGGACGCCUGUUUUGAAGGUCCUGAUCAGACAGUUGAUGCCCUCUGCAUUGAAAUUCCUCGACCGCUUGCAGGUCGUCCGUUGGCGAAGUAUCUUCAACCACAUCUAUUGGCCGUCUCGGGUCGAUCCCGUAUGCUAAUGAAGAAACCGCACUGUGACGCCUCUAUUCUCACAACACCCAAUUGUGUUUCCUCCAUUCCCACGGAGGAGCUUGCUGAUUUGGGUCUUCCGAACCAUCUUGGAGCAACUCAUUCUGCUAACGCCAUCUCGAUUUCUGAAUCGAAUCGAAUGCUUGCUUCUGUGGAUCCCUUGGAAUCUGUUAUACAAGAAACCCUACGUCGGACCGCAGAAGGUAGGACAGUGGAAAAUUCGCUUCCCACGUCCUCUUCAACACUUCACGGGUCACUUUCGACGCGCUAUCAGCGCGUGACUCCAAUCGGUCCCACAGGUCAUUCAACUCAGAGUCAACAGAUUAGGGAGCGUGACUCUUAUAAUAACGAUGUUUCUGCUCCAGGUGCCAUAAUGGCUCUCGGUUUUGCUUAUCUUGGCACCAAAAAUGAGACAGUUUCGAGUUGGCUGCAGGCACCAAACACCUAUCGCGAAUUAGAGUUAGUCCGGCCUGAUAUGCUCGCCCUUCGUAUAAUUUCCUGGGGUCUGGUAAACUAUGAAGACGUGAAGGCCUCCGUUGAGUGGAUACAAGCUCGGCUUCCAGCGUGUAUUUUAAAGCUGCUAAUGCCGGUGCCAUUAAAGGAGGGUCUGCGGGCUGCAUCGUCAGAGGAAAUGAAUGCUCCCACGUCACCAUUGGUUAUGUCUACCGAAACUGAUGUGGAAAAUAGAGAACCACGUCGUCGAGCACCUCCCAGUGAAAGGACUAAUCUACGUGGAAUUCCGGCUCGAAGGCAACCUCUUUCACCAAAGCUACCCAUAAUUCAGCCCCAUAGUCCAUUCACCCUACCAGAAGCUUCCAAAUUGCCAACCGUAGAUUACUCAACAAUUAGUCAAGCCUAUCUGAAUAUUAUCGUUGGUGCUUGCUUUGUGAUCGGACUGAAAUACGCUGGAACCUGCGAUUCGGAAGCAGCGGACCUUUUGCAUAAGGUGACUAUCAGUAUCCUCACCGGCGACUGGUGGCCACCGAACCGAGCCACCUUUAGUGAAACGACUGCGAUCACAUCUUCCUCUUCAAGAACAUUGUCAAAUUCCUUUAUCACCAAUGCACCACCACGACUGUACGAUCUACCUCCCAUGGAGCACUCAGUGCGAUAUGCCGCUGCAACCUGUCUCAUCGCUCUGACAAUGGUGCUGGCGGGCUCCGGCAAUCUAACUGUUCUCCGAAUGGUGCGUAAGCUGCGAGCCAUCCGCUUCUUUGGUCGCUGUCCUAAGACAGUUAUGGUCUCCUCGGCUGUGUCGCCAAGCUGGCCUUCGCCCGCGGAGACAGCCAGGCUCUUCCAGGUGGCUGCCACUGUCGCACAGACUACACCCAACAUUCAGGUGGGACCUAACAGCAAUCCUGCCAACCAACCCGUUUCAACGGCUGCCGUUCUUGGCUCUGUGUUGGCUCCGGAAUUUGGUCUGCAGAUGAUUUAUGGCAGUGUUGUCGGCCUGUUGUUUUUGGGUGGAGGAAGGCGAGCGAUAUUUAUGAAAGGUGUUUUGUUUGCUUUGUCUCCUUUACCGAUUCCUCGUUGUUUUAGAUUGACCCUCUCGAACUCUCCAGAGGCGGCGGCUUUGCUAACAAUCGCCUUCUUUCCACGUUAUCCCAUUUAUGCAGGUGAUAACUGGUAUCACUUGCAGUGUUUACGACACCUCUACGUACUGGCCACCAAACCGAGACGUCUCUGUGGAGUGAAUGUUUCAACCAACCAGGUGGAGCCUGUCACCCUGAAGUAUUGGUACAAAGAUAGGCCUGGGUGUUACACCUCCAAUCGGACGGCUGUCUUCACCUCUGACUUCUGGCAGUGUGGAUCCGGUAUUCAGCUCUCCUGUGGCGAAGUAUCCACCACUUUUGAACGCGGAACCGCGGAAUGGAAAUUACUCAAAAGGUCAUUGGACGAGGCCGGAUUCUUCUUCGUCACCAAGGCCCCCUUCCCCGAUCCGCAUGCACACUUUGAGGGAGUUAUUCAAAUGUGUCUCACCAACUGGCACAAGCCAAUGUGUAUGUGGCAACUGCGAUUAAUAGCCACUUUCCUCGCCUCUGAGUACCGAGGUCGCGCGGACGCCAACAAACGGCCGAAUAAACUGCUUCGAUCGUCUGGUGUUCUAGCUCAAUCUCUUGCAAUGCAAGUGACUGAACAGUUUCUUCUCCACGCUCGAGAUAUUCAGAGAGGUCUCCAUGUGUACUUCUUUGGAGACGCCUCAGAAAAGCGGUCUCUACCCUCCGAGGUCCGAUGGAAGACUAUCGGUUUCCGUAUCUGGUUCUCCCUACCUCCAUCCAGGCAACUUCGGUCGUGUUUACCCAUUCGUAAAAGCAAAGAAGUUUUACCUCCAGACUUCCACACUCCUCGUCAAUUCAUCAUGCUAGAAUUUCAUUCUCCCCCUUUAGCCAACAAAGACCAUCCAGUGUCUCUAUCGGACUUUUUGACAUCAAUCAGACCGGUUAAGAGUGUAAUUGACCCACAUACUGUCUAUUGGUUGUAUAAAUUUCUGUAUACUACAUUUUAA
Molecule: messenger RNA, 7782 nt
Organism: Hydatigera taeniaeformis
Lineage: Eukaryota; Metazoa; Platyhelminthes; Cestoda; Cyclophyllidea; Taeniidae
Source: the annotation of a GenBank genome assembly